Kalmanozyma brasiliensis GHG001 is the source of this 705-nucleotide messenger RNA. RefSeq names its product Glycoside hydrolase, family 25. Gene Ontology annotation, molecular function: lysozyme activity. The transcript is spliced from 4 exons. NCBI's taxonomy places the organism in Eukaryota, Fungi, Basidiomycota, Ustilaginomycetes, Ustilaginales. Gene Ontology annotation, biological process: cell wall macromolecule catabolic process; peptidoglycan catabolic process; carbohydrate catabolic process. Bases 1 to 705 code for a protein of 234 amino acids. The record is from RefSeq and is a predicted model, not a curated record.
AUGAAGUUCUCCAUCGCCACCCUCGUCGGCGCUGUCGCCGCCCUUGCCGCUUGCACCCAGGCCGCUCCUCUCGAGAAGCGCGUCUCUGGCGUCCCCGGUUUCGACAUCUCGCGCUACCAGUCCAACGUGGACUUCAACCAAGCCAAGGCAAACGGCGCUCGCUUCGUCAUCAUCAAGGCCACCGAAGGCACCACCGUCAAGUCGUCCGCCUUCUCCUCCCAGUAUACCGGUGCAACCAACGCUGGUCUCAUCCGCGGGGCCUAUCAUUUUGCGCGACCUGACUCCUCCGGCGGUGCCGCGCAGGCCAACUUCUUCCUGAACAACGGAGGUGGCUGGUCGUCCGAUGGCCGCACUCUUCCUGGUAUGCUCGACCUUGAGUCGUCCAGCGGUGUUGCUACCUGCUACGGUCUUUCCCGCAGCCAGCUCGUCAGCUGGAUCUCCGACUUCGGCGAGACCUACCGCUCGUCUACCGGACGCUACCCGAUGAUCUACACGAACUCCGGCUGGUGGAACCAGUGCGUUGCGUCGAGCGCCUUCGCCAGCAACUACCCCUUAGUCGUGGCGAGCUACUCCAGCAGCCCCAAGAUCCCUACCGGCUUCAGCACGUACAGCUUCUGGCAGUACGCUGACAGUGGUACCUACCCCGGCGACCAGGACACCUGGAACGGCAACCUGGACAACCUCCAGAAGUUCGCUAGCGGCUAA